UUGAUAUUUUGGUGACUGUCGCCCGUUCCAUGACGUCAGCGAUGUGCAAAACUAGAUGUGCAAAAUUUAAUGAGGGAGCGUAUAAAAGCUUACACUGUACUACUACCGCAUCACUGUGGAUGCUAAUUUGUUUGAGAAAUACUUAAAAGGUAAAAUAGAAUUAGUAUUUGCAGCUUUAAUGCUGUGCUGACGAUGAAUGACGUUCUGAAUCUGAAUAAUACCUUUGCUGCAGCGGUGCUUUUGAGCACUGUGGCCAUCUAUGCAGAGAAGUAUGUUGCACCACAAAUUACCCAGGAAGUUCGGAACUUGACCGUGGCUGAGGAAUUAGUGGUCAGUUUUGUCUGUAAAGCCUCUGGAAAUCCACAACCUACGUUUUACUGGGAAAAGGAUGGGGGAAAACUGAACAUAGGGAGGAACCGAUUCAAAGUAUUUGACAUGCCGUAUGGUAGCGUUUUGAGGAUUGAGACCGUUCGGAAUAAGGACAGUGGGAGUACCUUUACCUGUGUGGCGGAGAAUGGAGUGGGGGAUCCAGCUAGGAGUACGGGGCAUCUGAAGGUUUACCGCAUUGACAGGGAAGGAAACGAAUUUCCAGAAGAAUAUCCCAAAAUCAUUGUAAAUCCAGAGCUAAAAUCUGUUGAGGAAGAGAAACCUGUCAUUAUGCAGUGUCAAGCGGAUGCUAAUGGAUACAAGUUUGAUAUCGAGUGGUUCAAAAAUGGUGUCCCUGUAGACCUGGGUGACAACAAACGGCUCACAAUCACAGAAACAGGUACUUGUGUGUCAGAAAAAUGAUACAUUGUACUCUGUAACAUCAAUACAA
Saccostrea cuccullata (small rock oyster) is the source of this 817-nucleotide messenger RNA. Its product is annotated as receptor-type tyrosine-protein phosphatase delta-like. The record is from RefSeq and is a predicted model, not a curated record. Gene Ontology annotation, cellular component: plasma membrane; axon; neuronal cell body. Gene Ontology annotation, molecular function: axon guidance receptor activity. The coding region runs from base 193 to 789 and encodes 198 amino acids. The transcript is spliced from 4 exons. Gene Ontology annotation, biological process: synapse organization; homophilic cell-cell adhesion. NCBI's taxonomy places the organism in Eukaryota, Metazoa, Mollusca, Bivalvia, Ostreida, Ostreidae.